AUGUCUCUCGGCAAGAAAGUUACCCUCAACUCUGGCCACCAGAUCCCCCAGCUGGGCUUCGGUACUUGGCAGUCCGCUCCUGGUCAGGUUGGCGAGGCUGUCUAUGAGGCAUUGAAGGCUGGUUACCGCCACCUAGAUUUGGCAACCAUCUAUCAGAACCAGCGUGAGGUCGCAGAUGGCAUCAAGCGUGCUUAUAAAGAUGUACCCGGUCUGAAGCGUGAGGAUAUCUUUAUUACCUCUAAGUUAUGGAAUAACCAGCACCGUCCAGAGGUUGUCGAGGCCGCUUUGGAUGCUUGCCUUGCUGAGCUUGAGUUAGAUUAUCUUGAUCUUUAUCUUGUUCACUGGCCCGUUGCCUUUGCGAAAGGCGAUUCAUACUUCCCUCUAGUUGCCAAUAGCACCGUCGAGGGUGGGGAUGUGAUCAUUGAUGACGGCGUCUCUAUUGUGGACACCUGGAAGGCCAUGACCCAGCUCCCUAAGAGCAAGGCCCGCUCCGUUGGUGUCUCGAACCACAAGAUUGAGCAUCUCGAGGCUAUCAUUAAUGGCACCGGUGUCGUCCCUGCAGCCAACCAGAUCGAGCGACACCCGGUGCUCCAGAGCAAUGACUUGAUUGAGUACUGCCAACAGAAAGGAAUCCACGUCACUGCUUACUCUGCAUUUGGUAACAACAUGCUCGGAAUUCCCCUACUCAUCACUCGCCCGGAGGUCAAAGAAGUUGCCGAGUCUGUUUCAAAGCGCACUGGUCAGGAAGUCACCCCCCGCACAUGUCAUGUCGGCGGACAUAGUGUCAUCCCCAAGUCGGUCACAGCUUCACGCAUUCGUGACAACUUCAAGGAGGUGGAACUCACCCCCGAGGAGGUUGAAAAGGUUAGCGUGCUGGGCCAGAACCGGAAGCGCUACAACAUUCCUUAUACUGCCAACAAGCCUCGUUGGAACAUCAAUAUCUUCGGCGAGCCCGAGGAAAAGCCCGCUGAUCACAAGGUCAUUCUGAGUGUUUAG
This is a messenger RNA of Penicillium coprophilum, 996 nucleotides long. It is a transcript of the gene akr1, whose product is annotated as putative aldehyde reductase (AKR1). Gene Ontology annotation, molecular function: aldose reductase (NADPH) activity. The transcript has 11 exons. The coding region runs from base 1 to 996 and encodes 331 amino acids. The record is from RefSeq and is a predicted model, not a curated record. Lineage: Eukaryota; Fungi; Ascomycota; Eurotiomycetes; Eurotiales; Aspergillaceae. Gene Ontology annotation, cellular component: cytosol.